Toxotes jaculatrix (banded archerfish) is the source of this 1524-nucleotide messenger RNA. RefSeq names its product caspase recruitment domain-containing protein 16-like. The record is from RefSeq and is a predicted model, not a curated record. The transcript has 3 exons. Gene Ontology annotation, biological process: regulation of apoptotic process; proteolysis. NCBI's taxonomy places the organism in Eukaryota, Metazoa, Chordata, Actinopteri, Toxotidae. Gene Ontology annotation, molecular function: cysteine-type endopeptidase activity. The coding region runs from base 481 to 768 and encodes 95 amino acids.
AAUUUUCCAGAAUAUAAACAAAGACAGGCUAAAACGGGCCAGGUUGUAGCGAACAGCAUAAGGGACUGAAUCCAGGGCAAAUUGUGCUUUCUGUUCCUUGUCAAAGAUUACAUCUGUUCACUCACUUUUAAGCACGUAAUAUACGGAACUGACAAAAAAACCUCUCCUAAACGAAAAUUAAAAACAGGACUACCAUUACGAUGACUGGGGUCGGUUCUGCUCUGUUUGGGCUUCUUUAUGUCAGUCAAAUAUGGCAACAUUGAUCUUGACACACAGGCCAGAGGUUUCAGUUUUGAUUUCAGCGGCUCAUGUCGAUAAUACUGUUCAAUACCUGUUACGUUAAGAAGGUUAGUUGGUGUGAAUAUCGCCAAGUAAUUACGCACUGGUCCCACCCCUACACGCAGGAAGGACUUUAGGUGUGAUUGCAAAACUCAUUGGACUUGACUCUAAAUGCUGCGGUGACAACGAGGUGUAUGAGUAAUGGCAGAUAAGGUGCUUGCCAGCGUGAGAACUAAGUUUGUGGAGCGGAUAUCAAAUGAACUGAUCAAGCAGCUCCUGGACGAUCUUUUAGAGGAUGUUGUCUUGAAUGAAGGGGAGAAAGACGCAAUACUUGAAGAGAACAAAAGCAGAGCUGACAAGGCACGCUGUCUCAUUGACACAGUGAAGAAGAAAGGAGAUGAAGCCAGCAGGAAGCUGAUUGCUCACCUUCAAAGCAGAGAUCUGAUGCUGUACUCCACCUUGGGUCUGUCCUCUGUUCAGCCUCUUUAACCAGCCACUGUGUCUCAAGAGUAGCAGAAGAGGCCAUUCACACUCAUCCCUACCACUGAAGCAUCGUGGACAGAGAAAAUAACGAAUGAAGAGCUUCAUCCUGCAAUAUUUAAAGCCAUUUUGGAUAACAGAGAUGUUGAAAAUUAAUUUCCAGAUCUACUCUCAGAUUUGGCAUCACUCUGUAUAAGGUUAAAAAAAGUUUUACCGCAAAAGGACCACUGAGUUGGGUCAUGUGACCACAUUGCAUUCAUUCACAGUUCAUUCAUAUUCAAAAUCUGUUCAUGUAUAUUAAUGCAUAGUAUAUAAAAAUGUUUUCAGAAAAUCUUGGACUGGGUUCAGAGACACGGGACACAGGAAUGCUGGGAUAUUUUUCAUAUUUGUAACAAUUUAAAUAGUAUUUGAAUAGUUUAAAUAGUAUUUUUCAUCUGGUAUUUUUCAAGGGGUAGGUCAUGUAAGAAUAUUUAGUGGGGAUGACAAAUAUGAUUUCACUGCCAUGUAAUUCCUCUGAAAUACAAAGUACAGGUCUAUUUUUGCUGGUGGAGAAAUAUCAUUAAAAAUUAAUUCAAGUGACUUAAAAUGUAAUUACAACCACUUCCUGGGAGCCCUGCUCUGUCAUUAUGAAUUCACAUUUUGUGCAUAAUGGUUUGUGGACGAUUUGUAACAUUUACUUGAAUACAGUAAGUUUGCAAUAAGACAAUUCUGUAAAAUGGUUUCAUUAAGAACUUUUAUUAGAAAAAUAAAAUUGUGUGAUCAUAA